Seminavis robusta is the source of this 1324-nucleotide messenger RNA. The record is from the annotation of a GenBank genome assembly. NCBI's taxonomy places the organism in Eukaryota, Bacillariophyta, Bacillariophyceae, Naviculales, Naviculaceae.
CUGAUCUCCUUGCACUCCUUUCCAUGCAGUUUCAAACAGUCACACUUGCAAAAGUCUUCGCAUCCCGUACACGGAGUGCGUAUACGAAAGCAGCCCUAGCUGGCUAGGCCCUAAAAAAGCAACAUCUUUUGAUGCAAGAAGCAGUUCCCAGCCAAAACUACCAUGCUUACUGUAGCUCAUGCUUUGGCUAGCUCUCAGCACUGCGAAACGUAAAAAGUUUCUCUUCAUUCGAAGUAAGCUGUUUCUCACCUCACAAAAGCUUAUAGUCUACUUAUCCCACCCAAUUAUUUGAUCAGUCUGCUCACCAUGUCCUUGAACCGCACCAAGAAUGGACAGUCCUUCCAGUACGUGGGAAAGUGGACACAGGAAGAAGAGGAAUAUGUUGUGGCCCUGGUUGACCAGUUUCGAGCUGGGAACCUAGACAACGCGGAAGAAGGCACUGGCUUACGCUCGUAUUUGGCGGAGAUGCUGCAGUGUGGACCCAAGCGCGUCUCCAAGAAGUAUGAAGGUACGAACUACAAUGGAAGGCUCAAGUAUCACCAUGGGGAAGCCAAUCUCUCUCCAGAAGAGUCUCUGAUGAUGAAGCAGACUCUGGAAGCACGUCGUGUGGCAUUUCUCAACAGCCGCGGAAGACUCAUCCAGGGUCUCGCGGCAGUGACCCCUCCGGCGGCUCCUGCUAGCAGCCAACGGUUGGGUCAACAGUUCAAGAUGGCAGCUGCCAAGAAGGCGGCCCCGGUUGCAAAGGGUGGGACGAACCGUCAAGUGGCGUCUCUGCUGCGGUUGCCUGGGGCUUCCUUGCCCUCUGUGUCGUUUCCGCAAGCAUCCAGCCUGGGCCUUCCGGGGGCGUUUCCCUCUCGACACGGUCAGCCGUCAGAGUCGCUUCUGUUGUCUCUUCUUGCAAGCAAGAAUACUGCGCAGCUUGCUCCCGUCGGUGGACCACGAGACGCCGCAUCGGGAGCCAUGCUGCUAUCUUUGAAUGGGAGACAACGUGCAAUGGCAAGCAGCACAGAGAGGACAAUCCCCACGGUAACGUCUCUCCAGUUGUCACAGGCACGAUGCCUAGAGCUUCAACGCCAGCUAGUAGCUCUGGAAACCCAACAUGCCGUUGCCAGUGGUCAACGCCAGUUAGCUCUCGAAACCGAGUUUGACUUGGCCAAUAGUGCAUGGAGGACGAACAACUAUCAUCCUUCCUUGUAAAGAAGCAAGCAAUACGGAGCUUCAUGAGGAACAGGAAAGACGAUGCCUUUUGUCAUCACAACUUGAGGAGGCACAACUCCCUAGAUAGUUUCACAGUUACAUAAGGGAAUAGCCACUACACCACAUC